GCGGGUUGGUCCAACCGGGCCGCCGCCCCAUCUCCAGCCUCCAUGCAGCCCCGGCUCCAGCCGCCCGCCCAGCAGCUUCUGACCAUGAGCGGCCGGGGCCUCGGCCAUGGGAUGCGCCCGCUGGGCGCCAUGGGGGAGCGGAAGCCAGGCCCGUGGGGGGACCCCUCGGGCACCGGGAUGGACCAGCGCCCGGGACCGUGGGGCCUGGCCAGCACCUCCAGGCUGCCCCCCCGAAUUGCGCGUGGAGAGGAGGCAGAGGAGGAGGAGAGGGCGCAGGACCCUCGAAUUCAGAACUGGGAAAAGGCGGAGUUGGAAGUGGUGCUGAAGGUCCACGAGGAUAGUUCACCCAAGACCCCCUACGGUGGCCUCAGCACUAACUUCCCUCUGAGGAGUUCCCUGCUGCAGACCCAGGAGGAGGAGGAGGAAGAGGAGGAUACCAGUGAGCAGGGAAGUCAGCCUGUAGGAGCUUAUGAGACCUACAGUGAGGGAGACUCUGACUCUGACCUAGAAAGGGAAGAGCCCCGUGGGCCAUAUGACCUCACUGGCAGGUCCCAGUACCUGGCGGCCUGUAAGGCCUAUGGAGCGGUGCCCAUCUCCUACUUCCUUCACCACAUGCAUGAUCCUGAGCUCACACUGAUGCAUCGUGGCCUUGGGCCUCAGGGGGCCCGGGCCCUGGCCUCAGCCUUGAUGUCCAACACCUCCAUUCUGAAACUGAAUCUGAGUGACAACUGGCUGAACGAGGAGGGGGCCGAGGCGAUCGCUGGAAUGCUGAAGGAAAACUGCUUCAUCACAGAUCUUGAUCUGUCUGAUAACAAACUGGGGGCCAAAGGUGCCAAGGCCUUGUGUGCUGCCCUUAAGGAGAACACCUCUGUGCGGUGGCUUCGGAUGUCCGGGAGUGACCUAGGCACACAAGCCGCCAAGGACAUUGCUGAUGCCCUGAUGGUCAACACCAAGGUGGAGUUGCUGGACUUGAGCCACAACCUUCUGGAUGAGGAAGCUGGGGAGAAACUCGGGCCAGCCCUGGCAGAAAAUGUUGGCAUAAAGGAGCUUAAUCUCAGCUGGAACCACCUCCGAGGCACAGGAACUGUGAUCUUCACCCGCGGCAUUGGGGCUAACAUCUUCCUCAAAGUGCUGGACCUCUCCUACAAUGGCUUUGGGGACCAAGGAGCAGCGGCCAUGGGGGAGGCUCUGAAAGUCAACAGUGUGCUGGAGGAUCUCAACAUCAGUAACAACCGCAUCUCGCUGCCCGGAGCCCUCCGCUUCUCCAGUGGACUGAGGGAAAACCGAACUCUGAGGAUCCUCUCGAUGGGCAGGAACCCCAUGCGGAGCGAGGGCUGCCUCGGCCUCCUCAGGGCGGUCCAGAUGAACCCAGACUCGGGGCUGGAGGUUUUGGAUUUCUCGGACAUCCACCUAAACAAAGAUUUUGAUGACCUGGCUUGUUCCAUGAAAGAGGGCUUCCCGAGGCUCUGUAUCAGGCAUGGCAGCCCCACAGCCUAGACUGACUGCCUUGGAUCAUGACUGCUGCCAUCAUCUGCCACCCAGGAAAUGAUUCUGCCUUCCCAGAGGGCUCAGCAGUGGCAUCCCCUGCAGUCUCCGCCCCUGUGUCCUAGAAUCAUGGAAUCCCAGAGCCGGUCUCCCACGGAGGCCCCAUCUGAAUUGGGCUCCCCUGUGCAAGGACUCUAGACAAGUAGCUGUCCAGCCUGCCCUUGGAAGCUCUCCAUGCCCUGGGGACUCACCGCCUGCCCAGGUGGUCCAUUCUGUUUUGGGGCAGCCCUCCUGGCUGGGAAAGGUGGUCUCUGGCCAACCACAAUCUGUCCCCCCUAACUCCCACCCCGUGCUCCCAGUUCUGUUGGCUGUGACUCUCUGGACUCCUUGUUCCUGAGGUCCCUCACCCUCCACAGGCAAAAACCUCUAUACUUGUUGGUACCUUUCUCACUAAGCCUUAACGGUUGUUUCCAC
This is a messenger RNA of Trichosurus vulpecula (common brushtail), 1959 nucleotides long. RefSeq names its product leucine rich repeat containing 74B (gene LRRC74B). Gene Ontology annotation, molecular function: protein binding. Lineage: Eukaryota; Metazoa; Chordata; Mammalia; Diprotodontia; Phalangeridae. The record is from RefSeq and is a predicted model, not a curated record. Bases 43 to 1497 code for a protein of 484 amino acids. The transcript has 10 exons.